This is a messenger RNA of Clarias gariepinus (North African catfish), 5449 nucleotides long. Its product is annotated as titin-like. Gene Ontology annotation, biological process: cell surface receptor signaling pathway. Bases 1 to 3984 code for a protein of 1327 amino acids. Gene Ontology annotation, molecular function: transmembrane signaling receptor activity. NCBI's taxonomy places the organism in Eukaryota, Metazoa, Chordata, Actinopteri, Siluriformes, Clariidae. The transcript has 21 exons. The record is from RefSeq and is a predicted model, not a curated record.
AUGGAUGGCAGCAACUAUCCCAUCUCAGAAAAACCUAAAGCUGUGAUCACAUCAAGUCCUGAAGGAGACGUCCUGACAGGAAACUCAGUGACUCUGACCUGUAGACUGAAUGUGCAGCCUAAUGGAUGGAAGAUUUACUGGAUCACACCCACACAGAGCACUGAGAUUGAGACUGCAUCACAGUACUACUACUCCUACUCCUCCUCCUACUCCUACUCCCAUCACUACAUCAGAUCAGUUAGUGUCUCUGAUGGAGAGAUUAAACCUGUGGUGAUUAUAAAGCCUGAUACACAGGUGUACAGAGGAGAGAGAGUGACUUUCAGGUGUGACAUACAGACAGGAGGAGACACUGAGUGGACAUAUGAGUGGUAUAGAGACAAUCACACAUUCUACCCAUACAGCACAGCACAGGAGUUUACAGAAGAUUAUUAUUACUCCAGUGUUAAAUACACCUGCAGAGGGAGGAGAAGAGACUCUCAGCUCUCACAGAUCAGUGAUCCUGUUACACUCUCUGUAUCAGAAAAACCUGAACCUGUGAUCACAUCAAGUCCUAAAGGAGACGUCCUGACAGGAAACUCAGUGACUCUGACCUGUACACUCAAGCUGCAGUCUGCUGGAUGGAAGUUUUACUGGAUUAAAGACUCCCAAUACCUUAAGACUAAGACUGAUAUAAACUCCUACACUAUCAACCCAGUUAGUGUCUCUGAUGGAGGUCGAUACAGGUGCUUUGCUGGAAGAGGAAACCCUGAGUACACCACAUACUCCAGUCAUGAACUCCGGUUAGACGUUACUGAGAAUAAACCUGUGGUGAUUAUAAAUCCUGAUACACAGCUGUACAGAGGAGAGAGAGUGACUUUCAGGUGUGACAUCCAGACAGGAGGAGACACUGAGUGGACAUACAGCUGGUAUAAAAAUAAUAACACACACAACACAACACAGGAGUUGAUCAUCAGCUCAGUUAGAGACUCUGACGGGGGUAAAUACACCUGCAGAGGGAGAAGAAGACACUCUCAGCUCUCACAGAUCAGUGAUCCUGUUACACUCUCUGUAUCAGAGAAACCUCAACCUGAGCUCACGUCAGACCAUAAAGGAGCUGCACUGACAGGAAACUCAGUGACUUUGAGCUGUACACUGAAGCUGCAGUCUGCUGGAUGGAAGUUUUACUGGGUCACACCCACACAGAGUAACGAGACUGAGACUGAAUCAUUUCACUACUUUAUCAGUUUAGUUAGUGUCUCUGAUGGAGGUCAGUACAGGUGCAGAGCCGGAAGAGGAAACCCAGUCUACUACACAAACGACAGUGAUGCACUCUGGGUAAAUGUUACUGAGCGGAUUAAACCUGUGGUGAUUAUAAAUCCUGAUACACAGGUGUACAGAGGAGAGAGAGUGACUUUCAGGUGUGAAAUACAGACAGGAGGAGACACUGAGUGGACAUACAGCUGGUAUAAGAAUAAUAACAUGAAUAAACCACACCGCACAACCCAGAAGUUCAUCAUCAGCUCAGUUAGAGACUCUGACGGUAGUAAAUACACCUGCAGAGGGAGGAGAAGAGACUCUCAGCUCUCACAGAUCAGUGAUCCUGUUACACUCUCUGUAUCAGAAAAACCUAAAGCUGUGAUCACAUCAAGUCCUAAAGGAGACGUCCUGACAGGAAACUCAGUGACUCUGACCUGUACACUGAAUGUGCAGUCUGCUGGAUGGAAGUUUUACUGGAUCACACACACACAGAGCACUGAGACUGAUACACACUCCUACACCAUCAGAUCAGUUAGUGUCUCUGAUGGAGGUCAGUACAGGUGCAGAGCUGGAAGAGGAACCCCAGUCUACUACACACACUACAGUGAUGCACUCUGGGUAAAUGUUACUGAGAGUCCUAAACCUGUGGUGAGUAUAAAGCCUGAUACACAGGUGUUCAGAGAAGAGAGAGUGACUUUCAGGUGUAACAUAAAGACAGGAGGAGACACUGAGUGGACAUAUGAGUGGAAUAGAGACGGUGGCACAUUCUCCCCACACAACACAGCACAGGAGUUUACAGUCAAUAAUUAUUACUCCAGUGGUAAAUACACCUGCAGAGGGACGGGAAGAGACUCUCAGCUCUCACAGAUCAGUGAUCCUGUUACACUCUCUGUAUCAGAAAAACCUCAACCUGUGAUCACAUCAAGUCCUAAAGGAGACGUCCUGACAGGAAACUCAGUAACUCUGACCUGUACACUGAAUGUGCAGUCUGCUGGAUGGAAGUUUUACUGGAUCACACCCACACAGAGCACUGAGACAGAGACUGAAACACACUCCUACACCAUCAGAUCAGUUAGUGUCUCUGAUGGAGGUCAGUACAGGUGCAGAGCUGGAAGAGGAAACCCAGUCUACUACACGAACAGCAGUGAUGCAUUCUGGGUAAAUGUUACUGAGUCUCCUAAACCUGUGGUGAUUAUAAAGCCUGAUACACAGGUGUUCUGGGGAGAGAGAGUGACUUUUAGGUGUGAUGUACAGACAGGAGGAGACACUGAUUGGGCAUAUAGCUGGUAUAAGAAUGAUUACACACAGCUACGAGACACAACACAGGAAUUCAUCAUUAGCUCAGUGACAGACUCUGACGGGGGUAAAUACACCUGCAUAGGAAGAAGAAGUGCCUCUCCACUAUCAGAUUUCAGUGAUGCUGUUACACUCUCUGUACUGGCAAGACCGCAGCCUGUAGUGAAAGUCCAUCCAGCUGAGAGUGUGUUUAUUGGGGAAAACGUCACUCUCACAUGUAAGAUAGAGACUGGAGGAUCCUGGCAGUACCACUGGUAUAGGGAUAAUAAAGAACUCAGUGAUGCUGCAGGAGAGAAAACAUACACAAUCACUGAUGUUAAAGAGUCUAAUAAAGGUGAUUAUACAUGUAAAGAAACAAAAUCAUCAGACCCAAAAUACACAAAGAGCAGUCCUGCUGUUACACUGACUGUAUCAGAAAAACUGAAACCUGAACUCACAUUGGACUUUAAAGGAGCUUCACUGACGGGAAAUCCAGUGACUCUAUAUUGUACACUGAAGCUGCAGCCUGCUGGGUGGAAGUUUUACUGGAUUAAAGACACACAGAGUAAUGAGACUGAGACUGAAACAUUUCACUACUUUAUCAGAUCAGUUAGUGUCUCUGAUGAAGGUCAGUACAGGUGCAGAGCUGGAAGAGGAAACCCAGUCUACUACACACACUACAGUGAUGCACUCUGGGUAAAUGUUACUGAUGAAUCUCCUCCAGUGUCUCUGAUCAUCAGUCCCAGCAGAACUCAACACUUUACUGCUGACUCUCUCUCACUGAGCUGUGAGGACCAGAGAGACUCUACUGGAUGGACAGUGAGAGGAUACACACACAGUGAGGCACUGUACAAUUGUUCAUCAGUUUCAGGAUCUACAUGUAACAUCAGCUCCCUCUCUACAUCACACACUGGAGUUUACUGGUGUCAGUCUGAAUCUGGAGGACGCAGUAAUUCUCUCAACAUCACAGUGCACAAUGGUGAUGUGAUCCUGGAGAGUCCUGUCCAUCCUGUAACUGAGGGAAAUCCUCUGACAUUACGCUGUUUAUAUCGCAACACGACAAUCUCAGACUCUGGUGCUGAUUUCUAUAAAGAUGAUUCAGUUCUCCAGAAGCAGACUACAGGAGAGAUGACCAUCAGUAGUGUCUCAAAGUCAGAUGAAGGUUUCUACCACUGUACACACCCAGAUAGAGGAGAGUCACCGAAAAGCUGGGUUUCAGUCAGAGUUUCAGCUUUUGGAUUUUCUGGUGUAAUUAUAGGACUGAGUUUGCUCUUAAUGCUUGCCACCUUAAUGAUCUUACUGAUCCUCCUGCUGUGCUACAAGAAGAAAAAAGAAGGUGUAGAAUAUCAGACUUCGUCUGCAGUAAAUCAGGACACCUGUCAGCCUAAAGAUGGUGAUAAUGUCUAUGAAAAUCUUGAUAUCAGGAAAGCUGGAGCCAAUAAUAUGAUCCACUCACUCACACAUUCAUCCUAGAGAAAAGGAACACAAUGGUCUGUGAAGAAAUUCUAAAGCCUCCAAACAGGAAAUGGUGAAACAGCCGAAGAACAUUGUGAUUACAUAUAUUACAGAGCAUGUUGCAUGUUUUUGGAAAACUUGAUUUUUGCUUAAUUCAGAUUUAGGCAUUCACUGGAGUUAACACAGAUGUCAAUUGCAAUAAAUAAAUAAAGAAAUAAAUACUUUUAAAAAUUACCUUAAACAUUGCCUUCAACAUUUACUUUAUUACAUUUAUUCAAGUAAUUAUUAUUAUUAUUAUUAUUAUUAUUAUUAUUAUUAUUAUUAUUAUUGUGUGCUUACUUACCAAUGCUAUUUACCUACUAUUGGUUUGAAAAGAAAGCAAAAGUCCAGCAUUGGAUUUACCAUACAGUUUUUACCACUUUUAACAAUCAUCUUAAGUCACUGACUGAUAUUGUGUCUAUUCUUAGAUAUUAUUCAAAAUGUUUUAGUUAUUAUUAUAUAAUACUAUUAUAUUAGAAUAUUAUACUAUUAUAUAAUUCUGUCUUUUUUAAUUAUUAAAGAAACAACCAAAACAAUGUAAUUUUAUAAUUUUAAGUAAUACAAAUUAAUUUAUACAAAUAAAUAUAUAUGUCCCUUUAACCAUAGCAAAAUCUUAAGGUAUAUUUCUGAUUAUAUUUUCAGCACAACAGCACACCCUCUUUUGCAAUAUUUAAGUAUAUACUUAUUACAACAUCAUGAAUAUGAAAAUCAUGAAUGCACCACUCUACUUGUCUGUACUAUCUCUAAAGGAUAAUUAGACGUUGUUUUUUAGACUUGCCUUAUCCAUACUAACCACAUGUUUACUGUAAUAAACAUCUACAGUUAUAUAAUCCACAUAUUUUCACAAAUAUAUAAUGUGUUAUAUUAAAAUGUUUCAUGUGAACCCAUGUGUUCUAACAUGUCAUUUACAAAUUUCACUAAAUAAAUAAAUAAAUAACCACACAAAAACAAACACCUGAAUUUACUGACAGUUGAUGACUGGGAUAAGUUUCAGCUGAGAGCAGUUUAUUCGAAUCAGGACACAUUCACAAUAAAUAAAAAGUCUAAUAUAAAUGUAUAUAAAAUAUGCUUGAUGAAUUAAAACAGCUGGGUUUCACCAUUUUGCAUGCAAUUACUUGAAAUGAACUAAUAAACUUAUGAGGAAUAACUAUUUUGACAUAAAACCAGUGUAAUACAUUUUAAUUAACAUGAUGUAGGCAAUUGUAAGCAAUAAUGUACAUAAGAGCAGACUGUUUUUAAUUAUUUAUAAUUAUUAUAAAUAUUUUAUAAUUAUUAAUGUGCCAUGGGUUUUGCAGUUUGUUUUAAAUAAUUGAUAUGUACCAGAACAAAUAAGAAAAAAAACUUUAAAUCAGUUCAAGCACACAACAUACAUCUCUCUCUCUCUCUUUCUCUUUCUGUGUAAACAUUAUGAAUAAAUAAUAUUAUUGGACAUCGUCAGAAUAAU